AAUUCACACGUCAAUUUAUCAACAAAUUGUUUCAUUCCUUUUUGCGUAAAAAAAAGCUGAUUCAAGCCUAUGUGUUGCUAGCUUACUGAAGUAACUGAACUGAUUCUAAUUGUUUUGGCUGCAAAUAGGCGCUUGCUUCAUCAAAUUUGGUAUGGUCUGAUUGGAUUAGUUACGGAAGUCAAUACUUGUCAAUAAGUAGUAGGAAACUGACCUAUUUGGAAAAAGGCUAAAUUUUUAUGGAUUCUGGCAUGGUUUUAUUGAAUUAGUUUUAAGGAAAUUAACAGUAAAUAAGUAGCAAAAAGAAUAAGGUGGCCACUUGCAUAUUUAUGGAUGUUAGUUGACUGGAUGUUACUUUGCUUCUUUAAUGUCUAUGGGUAUUCGUGUAUGUACUUUUCUGCGGUGAGCUUCAAUUUGUAAAUAUGUGUUAAUUGAAACUGGGUUUGAAAAUUGGUGAGAAGGUAGGAUUGGUGUUAGUUGGAUGAGGGGUAUCGAUGACAGGAUGUUUUCUCCUACAGUUUCUUGACUGAUUACGGUGAGAAAGGGUGAAGAAGGCUUCACAUGGAGUUUUUUUAGAGUGUACUGACUAUCCCAAUCUCCAACUACUUUUUUGGUAUGCACAAAAAUUUGCUUCAUUCUUUUGAUUCUUGUGUGGGCAUUAAUUUGUAGAAAUGGCGAAAGAAAAUGUUUCUUGUUAAUCUAAAUGAACAUGAUGGAAAGAUGUCAUCUAGCAACAAAUAUCUUUUGUCCAAUAAUGUCUGGUUCUGCUCUCUUUACUCUAAUAGGAUAGUUCUUUUAGAUGUAAGGAUACUUUAUUUCAUUUAUUCGGAUCUUGAUUCAUGUAUUGCCGGCAGCAGACCAUGUUAACAACUGAUUGCUUCUUGCCUCUGGAUACCAAGAUCUUGAUUCGUUGAUGCAGGAAUUCUUCGUUAUCCGUCUCCUUUUGCACCUAUGGCUCGACCAGCAUAUCCUACACGUCCACUGGCUGCAGGUGGCGUCAUCCCCCCACUGCCUCGUCCUCCUGUUGCUGGUCCUCGAGCUCCAAUCAUUCCUGCUGUUGUUCGGCCGGCUGUUGUCCCAAGUGUUGCAUCCACAGAGAAGCAAACAACUCUUUAUGUGGGCAAGAUAGCUUCAACAGUGGAAAACGACUUCAUUCUUUCUCUGUUGGAAUUAUGUGGGCCUGUGAAGAGUUGGAGACGUCCUCAAAAUCCUACGGAUGGAACUUUUAAAGGUUUUGGAUUCUGUGAAUUUGAGUCUGCUGAAGGGGUUCUUCGUGCAAUUCGGCUUCUCAGUAAAUUAAACAUUGAUGGACAGGAGUUGAUGUUAAACUAUAAUCAAGCAACUCGGGAUUAUCUAGACGAUUUUGUUCGAAAAAAACGAGAAAGCUUGAAGAAUGUCAAUGAAACUGAAACCGAAAGUAGUACCGAGAGCACAAAGAGAGGUGGAGUUUUAUCUGCUGAUAAACAGAAAGAUGCGUCAAAGCCCUCUUUGGAAUCACCAAAGUCUGCUACAGGAGAUUCAGAAAAAGAUGACAAUAACACAAAGAAUGAUGAGAAUAGGGAUGCUUCCAGCUUUGGCCUUGUAACUGAUGAAGAUAGAAAAGGUGAUCAAGAGGCUUUGGAGAAGCUCACGGGCCUGAUAGAGGAGAGGUUGAAAAGCAGACCUUUACCUCCACCGCCUCCUCAGAUUGCUGCUGAUGGUUCAUCUAACUCCAACUUGGAAGGUUCUGCUAGAUCAAAGGAUGGAGAAAUGGAUGCAGAUACUACAAAAGCUGAUGCUGUUGAAGACAAAUACGAAAAUGAGAUGCCCAGUGAAAGCAAACCAUCAGGAGAGCAGGAUAGAUCUGAAACAAGUUCACCGCCACCGGAUCGUGAAAGAAGGCAUGAUAGGAGAAGCAGAGACCGUGACCGAGAACUCAAGCGAGAAAAGGAGAAAGAACUAGAAAGGUAUGAGAGAGAACGUGAACAAGAACGAGCUAAGCGAGAGAAGGAGAGAGAAUAUAGAAUACGGGAUGAUGAGCGUAGGUUUAAGGCACGUGAAAAAGAGUGGGAAGCUAGAGAAAAAGAGCGAGAACACUGGCGGAAGAGAGAAAGAGAGAGGGAGAAGAACAGGGCACAGGAGCGCAAAUCAGAGAUAGCAAAUCAAGAGCGUGAAAGAGAUGAUGGUUAUAGCAAGAAGAGGAAGUAUAGGGAUAGUGAGGAGGAAAGGAGGAGGAGACAAAGGGAAAAGGAAGAAGACAUGGCUGAUAGAUUGAAAGAAGAAGAAGAGGUUGCUGAGGCCAAGAGGAUGGCUGAGGAAGAGUGGAAGAAGAAAGAACAGGAGGAGGAAUUAAGGCUUUUAUCUGGCAAUGGACGUGAUGGAAGUGUUUUACCUGAAGAAAACAAUUGUGGAAGCAAGGAUAAGGCCAUUGAAGGGACUUCUGAUGAUGAUUUAGUUGUGAAUAAUGGUAUUGUGUUAGGUGAUGGGACUGUGCAAAAUGGUAUUGCUGAUCUGUCAUUGAUGGCUUCUCUUUCUACAAAUGAUGCACGGCAAAAUAGCAAUGCUCCAUCUAGAAAAUUGGGCUUUGGUCUGCAAGGAUCGGGGAAAAGAACCACUGUUCCUUCUGUAUUUGACCAAGAUGAGGAUGAGGACAUGCACAAGGAAAAGAAGAUGAGACCUCUAGUUCCAAUUGAUUACUCAACAGAGGAACAGCUGGCUAUCCACUCAUUAGUUUCUGAAGCACCACCACCUUCUAAUUUGGCAGUGGCAACAGAGUCUGGAAGACGCAUAUCAAAUAAUAAUUCUAAGGAUGAGAAGCCUGAUUUGGAAAAGGAAAAAUGUAGGAGGUCUCAUGAUAGAUCAAGCCAGAGGGAUAGGGACAGAAAUGGCGAUGAUUUUACACGCACCAGAGAAGAAAGUAGGAAAGAGAGUUUGGACCGGGACAGGGUACGAGAACCUGGACUUGAUAAAGUGAAGGCCCCAGAUAAUCAGAAGCUCUUGGAUGCCAAACAGUUGAUUGAUAUGAUUCCAAAGACCAAAGAUGAGUUAUUUUCGUAUGGGAUAAACUGGGCAACUUAUGAUAAGAAUGCGUUGCAUGAGAGAAUGAAACCUUGGAUCUCUAAGAAGAUUACAGAAUUUCUGGGAGAGGAAGAGCCCUCAUUGGUAGAGUACAUAAUGUCCAGCACCAGGGAACAUGUAGAGGCAACUGAGAUGUUGAAUAGGCUCCAGGCUAUAUUAGAUGAGGAAGCUGAAAUGUUUGUGCUGAAGAUGUGGAGGAUGCUAAUAUUCGAGAUUAAGAGAGUAGAAACGGGUCUGGCUUUGCGGUCUAGGACAUGAUUUAGGAUGGGCUAAAGCACGUGUUGUUAAUCUUGAGGAUGGUCCCUUCUGCCAGACUGACUUUGUUUAGCGUUAUAUUCUCGAAGUCCAUCUUGCACUACUAGCAGGCAGAUGGUAUUCUACAUCGAUAUCUAUAUGCUACUUGCUAAGAUAAAAGGGCGGGAUGUCAAGCCGACGCUCGUUGCCAGUAUCUUCGUAACCUCUUUGUUAAAUGCAUUCACAAUUUUUCCAUGUUUGUUUAGCCGCUGCUAUGCCUUCGUCGUUAAAUGUAAUUCACAUUUACCCCAUAUUUGUUUAUUUUCUACUAUGGAAGCUUCUCCUAAAGCAAGGCUAUAAUGUACUUUUACCGGUUAGUCUAUGGUUUGCUUCUUCACAGAAUUAGCUGAAGCA
This is a messenger RNA of Coffea arabica (coffee), 3702 nucleotides long. The record is from RefSeq and is a predicted model, not a curated record. NCBI's taxonomy places the organism in Eukaryota, Viridiplantae, Streptophyta, Magnoliopsida, Gentianales, Rubiaceae.